ACCAUGGCUAAACUCGCCGAGCUUCACAAUCUUUUUCCUGCCCUGCGUGAAUUUGUGAAAAUGGGAAAGCCAGUCUGGGGGACAUGUGCAGGUCUUAUAUUCCUGGCAAACAAAGCUACUGGACAGAAAGAAGGUGGACAGGAAUUAAUUGGUGGCCUUGAUUGCACUGUGCAUAGGAACUACUUUGGCAGUCAGAUCCAGAGCUUUGAGGCAGAACUUCAAGUCCCAGAGCUUGCAUCCAAGGAAGGUGGUCCUGAGACAUUCCGUGGUGUUUUCAUUCGUGCUCCUGCAAUCCUUGAGGCAGGGCCAGAAGUUGAAGUGCUGGCUGACUAUGCUAUUCCAACUAAUAAAGUUCUUUAUUCAAGUUCUUCUGUUGAAAUACAAGAGGAGAGUGCUAUGCCUGAAAAGAGAGUGAUUGUUGCUGUAAGGCAGGGUAAGCUGUUAGCAACUGCCUUCCAUCCAGAAUUGACUGCAGAUACUAGAUGGCAUAGUUACUUUUUAAAGAUGGCAAGUGAGGUUGAAGAAGGGGCCUCAAGCAGCAUCGUUGCUGUGGGAGGAGUGGAUUCAAAUCCAAGUUCUAUCCAACAGCCAAAAUUUGAUCUUCCUAUAUAUCAAUAGUGAUACUGACACUAUUUUCCUCAUCAGUUUUUUCCUGUUCUUCCUGGUUUUCCCCUAACUUACAGGUAACUUGUUAACAUCUUUUUGAUGUUGUAUGCAGAAAUUUAGUCUGUAAGUGACAGUAUCUUUUUAGAUUGAUCUUUUUGAUACAAAUACAUAAUAAUGCAUAAGAGUUGAAACCCACAAUUCCGUACAUACGGGAGUCGAACACAACUUUAAAGUU
Messenger RNA from Rubroshorea leprosula, 841 nucleotides. The record is from the annotation of a GenBank genome assembly. NCBI's taxonomy places the organism in Eukaryota, Viridiplantae, Streptophyta, Magnoliopsida, Malvales, Dipterocarpaceae.